Molecule: messenger RNA, 720 nt
Organism: Chironomus riparius
Lineage: Eukaryota; Metazoa; Arthropoda; Insecta; Diptera; Chironomidae
Source: the annotation of a GenBank genome assembly
AUGGGAAGUGAAAAGUAUUCAAUAUUGUUGCCAACAUACAAUGAACGUGAAAAUCUUCCGAUAAUUGUCUGGCUUAUUGUUAAAUAUUUAGAAGAAAGCAAAAUUAACUUUGAAAUAAUCAUAAUCGACGAUGGAAGUCCAGAUAAUACACAAGAAGUUGCUAAGGAACUGAUUAAAAUUUAUGGAGAAGAUAAGAUCCUUUUAAGACCAAGAGCUGCAAAAUUGGGUCUUGGAACAGCUUAUAUUCAUGGACUAUCUCAUGCUACUGGCGAUUUCAUUAUUAUUAUGGAUGCAGAUUUGAGUCAUCAUCCGAAAUUCAUUCCUCAAUUCAUAGAACUACAGAAGAAACAUAAUUACGAUAUAGUGUCAGGAACAAGAUAUAAGGGUGAUGGAGGAGUUUAUGGAUGGGAUUUUAAGAGAAAGUUGAUAUCAAGAGGUGCGAAUUUCUUAUCACAAUUCCUUUUGCGUCCAAAAGCAAGCGAUUUAACUGGUUCAUUCAGGCUCUAUAAGAAAGAAGUUUUGUCACAAUUAAUUAAAGCUUGUGAAUCAAAAGGAUACGUUUUUCAAAUGGAAAUGAUUGUUCGUGCUAGAGCUAUGAAUUUCACAAUUGGAGAGGUUCCAAUCAGCUUUGUCGAUCGUCUUUAUGGACAGAGUAAAAUGGGAGCAACAGAAAUCAUCCAGUUUGCUAAAAACUUGCUAUACUUUUUUGCCACAAUUUAA